AAUCGACAAUAGUUGUUUUAUAGUUAAAUUUUGGCUUCUAUCUGAUUGAAAAUUAUCUCCUAAAAUAUUGAAUAAAUUUAAACAUUUGCAGGAUUCUAAAUGGAACUUUUCAUUAUCUCGUAAAGAAAUGUGAAUUUAACUUAAUGCAAAGAAAGUUUCAAAAUUAUAACGAAUAACUCCUGGGAAUUUUUAAAUGCUUUCAUGUAUUGUUAUUUUCUCAUGAAUCGUCAGCGACAUCACCUAUCUCUUAACGCCCCUAAGUUGUUAAAAAAUAUAUCUUAAUUGUGGAAAUAGUUUUCUUUUUUGGACCAUAAUGAAAACCACACGCCCGUGCCGAUCUACGAGAAUAUGUAUAUAGAAUUUGUUAAUAUGUAAGCUGUGUCUAGGUCGUGAGGUACCCGUGGCACACGACCACCGGUGACCACGAUGGCGGCCACUCCUUAGAUACCUAUUCCAAAAUACCGAUACAAUUACGACUUCCGAGGUUCCUCUCAGAAGAGAACCAUAUUGCACACUUUCACCGCGAAAAAAAAACGAAUCUGUGGUAAACAACAAAAUGGGGAAUCAUAUGCAUAAAUGAAUGGUGAUGGAUCGGCGGUGGAGUCCAAGUAGUGGCAGUAUGGGUGGUGCUAAUUGCCGGGGCAUUCGGCGUAUGAUGAACCGUUAAAUCGAAACUGGAGCAGUGGCCCAAUAAUAAUGCACGCGGCCCACGGAUUAGCACCUUUCCAAGAGCCCCUGCUUCUACGACGAUGUUCUAGAUACUCACCAUUAGCACCAUCUUCAGACAAGGUUUUUCUGGCCCAGCACCGGAACUCUUCGCUUAGUUGACGGCUUAACUCCGACCCGAUUGGCCGAAAGGUCUUUACAAGAAAAAGGAUUAAUAUUAAAAGAACAAAGGAUUACAAUAACGGAUAAUGUCGGCCUAUGAGGAAAUGACAGCCAAGACGCCACGACGUCUGACUCCCAUCUGGUUUCUGGUUCUCACACUGCUUCUAUUUGUGACCACCCUAACGGCUGUGGCUCUGAUCGAAGCUGGACGAGAACAGAGCCAUUCCAUCGGGGAAAGUGACCUUGUGAUUCUUAGACGCAUGUGGAGCCACUUCCGUGGAGGAGCUGAGAAUGAUACGGAAGUGGCCACCGUGGAACGUAUCGCCAGGGAGGCCAACAACACAAGUUCUUCAGCUCGCGAGGGCAGAGGCUACUACGAGGAGCAACAGGCUGUGGUGGUGAAUGAGGAGCGAAUGGACACUCCGAUGAGCCAACGACAGAAUGAGUUCGGCCCGCCUCAGAGCAGGGAGGAUUCGUACGAACAGGAUCCCUACUACGAUGCAGCAGAUGAUUACGGACCAGGGCAAUACCCGUAUCCAGAAUCCCGCCAAAAGCCAGCAGAGGAGGAGCAGUUCUAUGACAAGGACGAUUCCUCGGCGGACACUGAGCAGGGAAGAGCGUCUCAUGGUCACCCAUAUGACUCGUAUUACGCUCCUUGGUCGCGUCCCCAAAAUCCAGCUCCGGUGGCCACACAUCCCGCUGCCGAGGGAGAUAACCGGAAGCUCCAAGCUUCCCCAAACAGAUCUCCUUAUCCAGCUUAUGAUGAUGUUUACGACUACCCCAUGGGCUUCCAGCCACGACCACACGUGGGAGCUUCAAUGGCCAAGCAGGCCGAGCCCGUAACCGAAAUUGCAGUGGCCACAGUUCAGACAGAAUCCACACUGGUAACCGUGUUGAAGAGCCUGAAACAAAUAUGGGAUCUGUAUCAGGCUUUGAUGAGUGCCUGGAAUGCUGUUAGUGAACGCCACCAGCAGAGCACCGAGAAGUUCCGAAAGGAACAGGCAGAAAAGCAGGCCGAGAAGGAGCGGCUGCGUCAGCAGCAACAGCAGAAGACGAGGAUCAACUCAAAGAAACCGCCACGAAUGGAGGGUGACAAGAAGAACCAAAACAAAAAGACCACCACGACGACAACCAAAUCCACAACCACAACCACUUCCACGACCACAUCUUCUCCAGAAAGUUCUGAGGAAGAUACGGAAGAGAAAGUGGAGAAGGUCUCCCCGCCCACAGCUGUGGUGGCCCGCAAGGGGGAAAAGGGCAACCUGAGAUCUGUGCGAGGACUGCGCCAGAGACGCGAUGCUGAGGCUGAGGAAAAGGCUGACUCCGACGUGGGCGAAGGCCGUUACAUCAAGGGUGAUCCCCUAAAGGGAUACUACGAUUUCGUCAUCACAGAGGGUUCCUACAAGUUUUGGGCUGUUUUCCAGGUGGGAACCGCUCUUCUGAUUAUCUACUCGACAUUCGCUGCCAUUUACUACUCCAAGGUGAAUCCGUUGACCAGUGACUAUGAUUACACGGAUUACUUGGGUGGAGUGCGUUCUCUCUCCGGUGGCGAUGCCGAUUUCGUCGAUGAUGGCGAUGCAGUAGUACCACCGGUUUCCACCACAUCCCGCAUAAUGGAGUGGAUUCCUAAGACGACGCAAUCGAUCAAGUUCAUCCUAGAUGCGAUCGACAAAAUGCCACAGGAUCACGACAAGGACAAAGAGCCGGGAUGGUCGACGGGGAAAACGGAAGCGGAAACGGCAAUGAGAUAGGGGACUGUUUAAAAUAUUUUAAUAAAAAAUUAAAAAAAAAGAAAA
Messenger RNA from Drosophila ananassae, 2624 nucleotides. RefSeq lists its product as uncharacterized. The record is from RefSeq and is a predicted model, not a curated record. Bases 915 to 2579 code for a protein of 554 amino acids. The transcript has 3 exons. NCBI's taxonomy places the organism in Eukaryota, Metazoa, Arthropoda, Insecta, Diptera, Drosophilidae.